AUGGAAAUGAUUUCUCAAUUCGAAGAAAAAAAUUCGUGUUCAAAAGGACGUUCAUCAAAUAAUGAUACUUCGCGAACAUAUUUAAAUAAUCCAUCUGGAAAAGAUGGUCACCGUCAUGUUAAUACUGCUCCGGUUCGCCUUCAUCAUGCUCAAAAUGAUGAUCAUGAAAGACAUAAAGAUGGUCAUUUUGCUACAGCAACAGUACAUGAUAAAUGUAAAGUUCCAUUAGGUUUACCUGCAGCUAAAAUUCAAGAAGCAAUGUUAAUACAUAUGAAUUACCGAAUAUAUUUACCACAUCAUGAUUGGAUAGUUGCACCUCGACAUCAAUUAAUACCAAGUGUAUAUGCAGCAUGUCUUUUAUCUGAAGAUGGAGAUUUAGGUUAUUCAGGUCCAACAUAUAUAGCCAUACAUUCAGCUAAACAUGAUCUAUCAACUGCUGAUUCCUAUGCAUUAGAUUUCAAUCGUCUUGUUAGUUUAAAAGAAUUUGAAAACGUAGCACAUGAUGAAACACGUUUUCCAAAAACACUUGUUGCAAGUAUUAAAAAAUUUAAGAAAUAUAAUUUAGAUGCACUUUUUAUUCUUACACAUGCGUCCUGUGAUUAUUUUGGUUCACAUUUAAAUAAUUCAAGUGCAACAAUAAAUAUUGAUUUAGAAAAAUUAAAUUUUCAUAAAGCUGGACAAAUCUUAGCUGAAAAAUGGAAUCAAUCUGUUAUUGAUGGAUUUCCAUGUGUUGCUGAAUAA
Molecule: messenger RNA, 741 nt
Organism: Rotaria sordida
Lineage: Eukaryota; Metazoa; Rotifera; Eurotatoria; Philodinida; Philodinidae
Source: the annotation of a GenBank genome assembly